AUGUCAUCAAAUAACACUAUACAAGAAAUUGUGAGCAAAUGGGAAGAUACAACAGAAAGUGCGAACACAUCUGAAGUUAAACAAGAAACUGUGAUAAAAAGUGACGAUACAGUAGAAAUUGCCACCAAAAUUGGAGAUUUAAAAGAAGUUAAGCAAGAUAAUUCUAUAGUUAAAUGCAAAGGCGGACCAGAGUGUCAAACAUAA
This is a messenger RNA of Adineta steineri, 204 nucleotides long. Lineage: Eukaryota; Metazoa; Rotifera; Eurotatoria; Adinetida; Adinetidae. The record is from the annotation of a GenBank genome assembly.